Messenger RNA from Diuraphis noxia (Russian wheat aphid), 589 nucleotides. Its product is annotated as COX assembly mitochondrial protein homolog. Lineage: Eukaryota; Metazoa; Arthropoda; Insecta; Hemiptera; Aphididae. The record is from RefSeq and is a predicted model, not a curated record.
UAAAAUAUAUUUUUUAUACUAGUUUUUAUAUAAACACUUUAUUAUUGUCAUCAGCAUAAUAGGUACUAUUGUAUGUUGUAAUGUUUGCAUCAAAUGCAUCAUCAGAAGUUAAGGAGGGACGUACUCCUCGAUAUGGAGGAGGACCACAUGGGUUGGGAGAUCCUGAUAAUUUUAAAUUGAGAAAGAUUGAACAAAAUGUAGUAAUACCAAAAAUUGUACGGGAAAGAGCAAAGUAUGAAAAAUGUUCUGAAGAAAAUAAAGUCUUUGGAGAUUGUUGCUUGGAUACCGGUUUUUGGAUGUUCUAUAAAUGCAGAACAGAAGUAAAAAGAUUAAAUGAUUGCAUGGCCAAGUGGUUUGUUAAUGAAGAUUUUAUCAAAGAAUGUCGAGAUCAAUAUUUACAAGAACGAAGACAAUACAGACUAACAGGAAUAAAGAAAAUUCCAGAAGUACAGAAAAUGAAAAGUUGAAGGAAUAAAAAAAUUCAUAGAUAAAAAAGAACUGACCUAAAUAGUCAUUUAAUCUGUAUAAUUUUGUUAUUAGUCAUACAAUAUACUAAUUGUUUGUGUACGGUUUACUCGUAUUAACAACA